GACAUAAAUCCGCUUGUUUCUGGAUAUUCCGAACAAUUACUGAACAAAGGCUGCGGCCACUGCGAUUGUUUGUGCGAGAAAUCCGGGUCGCGGGCAGCUAAAAGUCGAUUUUAAUCGGCUGAGCAAUGGCUGAUGACCCAAUGCCUGCACCAAACCAGAUAGCAGACAACAACAUGAGUUCAGACAUGAAUCACCCAGGAACAGGACCCAGUGGUCCACCAGGAUCAGGACCAGUGCAGGGCUACGAGCAAGGAGGAACAGGCCCUAGAAUGCAAUCACAAGGAGGACCUAUGCCAAGCCCUAUGCAGGGAGGACCAAGCAAUAGCCCAAUGAUGACACCAAGUCCAGGCCCUGGAAUGUCCGGUCCUAGCCCCAGUGGCAUGCAGCAAGGGCCAGGCCCAAUGGGAGAUAGUAAUAUGAUGCCACCAUCGAUGAGCCCCAUGCAGGGGGGUCAGGGGCACAUGAUGCCCCCUCAGGGACCACCAUCCAUGGGAGGUCACGCACCUUCGUCUGGUCCAGGACCUAUGCCACCAUACCAGUCACAGAUGAUGAAUCAAGGUCCUCGCCCUGGUCACAACCCAAUGGCCCCUCCUAACCAGGGCUAUAUGGGAGGUCAGUACGGAGGUCAACAUGGAGGUCAACAUGGUGGACAGGGAAUGAAUACAGGUGGGUCUGUGGCUGGACAUGGUAUGAUGGGUCCUGGGCAGCAGUACCAGGGGCCUCCACACCAGGUACCACCACACCAGGGACCUCCUCACCAAGGCCAAAUGCAUCAAGGAGGACCCCAUCAAGGACCUAUGCAUCAAGGACCACCCCACCAGGUGCCACCCCAUCAGGGCCCCCCACAUCAAGGUUCCCCUCACCCAGGCCCACCACAUCAAGGGGGGCCUCACCCAGGCCCACCCCAUCAGGGUUCAUCACAUCAGGGCCCGCCGCACCAGGGCCCGCCGCACCAGGGUCCUCCUCAUCAAAGUGGACCUCAUCAGGUACCUAGCUCUCAUCAGGUACCCCCUCAUCAAGGUGGCCCGCACCAGGGUGGACCACCCCAUCAAGGAGGACCACCCCAUCAAGGAGGUCCACCUAUGCAGGCUCAACAGGGCCAGCAACAGCACCAGGUACCUCAACAUCCAACCAGUGGUCACCAAGGCCCACCUCAUCAGGGGCCAACAUCACACUCUGGUCCUGGACCUCACCAGGGAGGACAGCCAGUUCCUUCUGGUCCACACACUGGACCACCACACCAGGGUCCCAAGCCUAUGCCAAGCCAAGGGAGCAUGCCUGGUCAUGGGCCUAUGCAGAACCCGCUUGAACAUGGCCAACGAGGUCCAAGCCCUGUUCAGAACUUCCCUAUGCAGAGCUCUGGACCAGGACAAGGCCCACAUGGAUCACAGUCUCAACAGAUGAACCAGAAUUACAACCCUAACAACUACACCAUGCUACAAAGAGCUUUGGAGACGAUGCAAGAGAAGGGGUUACAGAACGACCCUCGCUACCCACAGAUUGUUGCUAUGGCUAACAAAGCUAAGCAGUACGCUCACAUGCAGCAGCAGUCCAUGCCCCCAUCGGGCAAUAUGGGCGGACCACCAGGCAGAAAUGGAGGAGGUUAUAUGGAGGGCUCGGGUAACAUGCCCCCAUCAGGCUACCAGCAACACAGCGGACCCCAGCGAGCCAGGCCUAGCCCCUUCACACCGGUCCAGCUCCAGCAGCUAAAGGCACAGAUCAUGGGCUACAAGUUCCUCUCACGUAACCAACCUCUGUCUGAUCAUCUGCGCAUGGCCAUCCAAGGACAGUACCAACAGCAGAUGAGAGGUGGCCAAGGUCCUAUGCCUGGUCAGCCAGGUCAGAUGCACAUGUCAUCUCACAACCAACCCUGGGGCAACCAACAGCAACCAGGCAAUCAGCAACACCGCAAGGGCCCGUCUAACAUGAGUGACAUGUUAUCCAGCCCCAGGAUGCCUCAACAGAUGCAGCAACAGCAGCAGCAGCAUUCGCAGCAGGGUGCUCCAGGAGCGUUCCCUGGGCAGCAGCAGCCAGGAGGAGGCAGCGCUCAGACACAGCAGCCCCUCCCUCCUCCUAACUCAAACAUCACCACUGUAGGGAUGCUGCUGGCUAAGCAGAACAGACAGGUGCCUGUGGCCAAACCCAAGGGAUUAGACCCUGUGGAGAUCCUUCAGGAAAGAGAGAACAGAGUUGCUGCCCGCAUCUCAUACCGCGUCACGGAGCUGCAAACCCUUCCCGGCAACCUCCCCGAGGACCUGCGUGUGAAGGCCACCAUAGAGCUCCGAGCCCUUCGUCUGCUCAACUUCCAGAAGCAGCUUCGCCAGGAUGUAGUGGCCUGCAUGCGUAAGGACACCACUUUAGAGUCGGCUCUAAACAUCAAGGCUUACAAGCGCUCUAAGAAACAGACCCUGAGGGAAGCCCGCAUCACAGAGAGGCUGGAGAGACAGCAGAAGAUGGAGCUGGAACGCAAGCGCAGACAGAAACACCAGGAAUAUUUGAGCUGUGUUAUCGCGCAUGCUAAGGAGUUCCGUGAGUUCCAUCGUGGCAUACAAUCCAAGAUCUCCAAGUGUAACAAGGCUGUCAUGAUGUACCAUGCCAACACGGAGCGAGAACAGAAGAAGGAGAGCGAGAGGAUUGAGAAAGAGCGUAUGCGCCGCCUCAUGGCUGAAGAUGAAGAAGGUUACAGAAAGCUUAUUGACGAGAAGAAAGACAAGCGUCUAGCCUACCUGCUGACCCAGACUGACCAGUACAUCGAGAGCUUGACCCAGCUGGUCAGACAGCAUCAGGACGUCAUGAAGAAGAUGAAGAGAAGGAAGAAGAAGAAGGAACCAACUACCAGUGAAGCCCUCAAAGAAGGGCUGGUUGAUGAAAGCAGUCAAUCGAGUGACAUGCCAGUGACUGUGAUGAACCAAGAGACUGGUCAGGUGCUAUCGGGUGAGGCUGCCCCUCGAUCCAGUCAGCUAGAGGCUUGGCUUGAGAUGAAUCCUGGCUAUGCUGUAGCUCCUAGAGAUGAAGGUUCCGAUGAUGAGGAGAGUGGAUCUGAAGAUGAAGAGGACGAAGGAGAAGAAGAUGAGGAGAAAGAAGAGGUGAUGGUACCAGUUCCUGUUGAAACUAUUAGACCUGACCUUUACGGCAAAACAGCCAAGGAUAUUAUACAGGAGUCUUCAGUGGGCGAUGACGAGUACAAGUCUAUAGAACAGGCUGGUGGAGCUGGCUACUACAACAUGGCCCAUUCCAUCAAUGAGAUAGUGACCACACAACCUGAGAUGCUUGUCAAUGGUACACUCAAAGAAUACCAGGUGAAAGGUCUUCAGUGGCUGGUAUCUCUGUAUAACAACAAUCUGAAUGGAAUCCUGGCCGAUGAGAUGGGUUUGGGUAAGACCAUCCAGACCAUUGCUCUUGUAUGUCAUCUGAUUGAGAAGAAGAAAGUCAUGGGGCCAUUCCUCGUCAUUGUACCACUCUCAACCUUGUCCAAUUGGGUGCUUGAGUUUGAUAAGUGGGGACCGACGGUCCACAAGAUAGUCUACAAGGGCUCUCCUCAAACCCGACGUACUCUUGCCCUCACCCUGCGAUCAACCAAGUUCAGCGUACUACUCACCACCUAUGAGUACGUCAUGAAGGAUAAAAGCUUCCUCUCCAAGCUCCGUUGGAAGCAUAUGAUCGUUGAUGAAGGACAUCGUAUGAAGAACCAUCAUUGUAAGCUGACUCAGAUUCUCAACACUCACUACAGCUCUCAUCAUAGACUCUUACUCACUGGUACUCCAUUACAGAACAAACUGCCCGAGUUGUGGGCCCUGAUGAACUUCUUGCUACCAAGCAUCUUCAAGUCCUGCAGUACCUUUGAGCAGUGGUUCAAUGCUCCCUUUGCAGCUACCGGAGAAAAGGUUGAGCUGAAUGAGGAAGAGACCAUCCUGAUCAUCCGUCGUCUUCACAAGGUUCUUAGGCCGUUCCUUCUGCGUCGUCUCAAGAGGGAAGUGGAAUCACAACUCCCAGAGAAGGUUGAGUAUGUGAUCAAGUGUGACAUGUCAGCUCUGCAGAGGUUACUGUACAGACACAUGCAGACUAAGGGAAUCAUGCUGACUGAUGGCUCAGAGAAAGACAAGAAGGGACGUGGUGGUACCAAGGCGCUGACAAACACCAUCAUGCAGCUCAGGAAGAUAUGUAACCAUCCAUUCAUGUUCAGACAUAUCGAGGAAUCUUUCUCUGAGCAUCUUGGAGUGACCGGUGGCAUCAUCUCUGGCCCUGACCUGUACAGAGUGGGCGGUAAGUUUGAACUGCUUGACCGCAUCCUGCCCAAGCUGAAGGCUCUUGGUCAUCGUAUCUUGCUCUUCUGUCAGAUGACCACUCUGAUGACCAUCCUAGAAGACUUCUUUGUCUACAGAGGUUUCAAGUAUCUGCGUUUGGAUGGUACGACCAAGGCUGAUGAUCGUGGCAUACUUCUUCAGACCUUCAACGAGGCUAACUGCCCGUACUUCAUCUUCAUGUUGAGUACCAGGGCAGGUGGUUUGGGGCUCAAUCUUCAGACUGCUGAUACUGUCAUCUUGUUUGACAGUGACUGGAAUCCUCAUCAGGAUCUCCAAGCCCAGGACCGUGCACAUCGUAUCGGUCAAGUGAACGAGGUCCGUGUCCUGCGUCUGAUGACCGUCCAGAGCGUGGAGGAGAAGAUCUUGGCCGCAGCCAGGUGGAAGAUGAACAUGGACAGUAAGAUCAUCCAGGCUGGUAUGUUUGACCAGAAGUCUACCAACUCCGAGAGAAGGGCGUACCUACGAGCUCUGCUGGAGAGGGAUGCUGAUCAGGACGAUGAGGAGAAUGAAGUCCCUGAUGAUGAGACAGUCAAUCAGAUGAUCGCCCGAUCCGAAGAGGAAUUUGAGAUCUACCAGCGGAUGGACAUCGAGCGUCGGCGCAACGAGGCCCGUGACCCGAACCGCAAGCCACGUCUGAUGGAGGUGAAUGAGCUUCCUAGCUGGCUGGUCAAGGAUGAGGAGGAUGUGGAGAGACUGACCUUUGAGGAGGAGGAAGAGAAGCUGUUUGGACGGGGCUCUAGACAGAGGAAGGAUGUAGACUACAGUGAUACACUCACAGAGAAAGAAUUCCUUCGGGCAAUCCAAGAUGGCAACUUGGAUGAGAUUGAGGAGAGCAAGAAGGAGAAGAAGCGUCGCUACAAGCGCAAGCGUCCCAUCGACGACGAUGACGAGCAAGAGGGAGAGGUGGAGAGAGAGCAGGAGAGAGAGGUGGAGAGGGAACAAGAGAGGGACAAUCCUGAGGUUGAGAAACCCAAGAAACGUAGAGGGCGCCCUCCAGCAGAGAAGCCGUCCCCUAAUCCUCCGCAUCUCACCAAACUCAUGAAGAAACUGGUAGAGGUCAUGUCCAAGUACAAAGACAAUACUGGUCGUCCUCUGGCCCAUCCAUUCAUGCAGCUCCCUCCCAAGCGAAUCCUACCUGAUUACUACGAGCUGAUCACCAAGCCCAUGGAUCUCAAGAAGAUCAAGGAUAGGAUCAGGCAGCAUAAGUAUCGCUGUCUGGAUGAUCUGGAGAGGGACACCGUACUCAUGUUCCAGAAUGCUCAGAUCUAUAACCUGGAGGGAUCACAGAUCUACGAUGAUUCCAUAGUGCUACACUCAGUCUUCACCACGGCUCGCAAAUGUCUAGAACAGACUGGUAGACUGCCUCCUCAGCUGGGCGGCAAGUCAGAGAGUGAGAGUGAAAGUGACACCGAUGACAAUGAAGAACCUGAAGCAAAGAAACCCAAGACCACUAAAGGUGGCAAGGGCAAAGGAGAAGACAAGGGCAAGAAACCUGCCAAGAGAGGUCGUCCACCACGCAAAGCCGUCGUCAGUGAUGAUGAUAGUGACGAUGAGGUAGACGACGAUGAUGAUGACGAUGAUGGCAAGUCUGAUGAUAAUGGCAAGUCUGAUCAGGAUAGCCAGCAACAAAGUGAUGAUGCCGAUUCAGACACUGAUGCUGAUGAUAACACGCCAGAUACAUCCCGGGCUUCGUCUAGAGGUGCGUCCCCCGCUCCAGGCAAGAAACGAUAAUGGAGCAAUGUAAAAACAUGUGUAAUCUAGUCUUGUAGGUAGUUAGGGGGUGCAUCCCCCGUUACAGGCAAGAAAUGAUGAAUGCAUGUAAUCUUUGUAUAGUAAGUUACGAUGAUUGGAGAACAUAUCUUUCAGAGCAAGAGAGAAGAGAGUGUGACAGCUUUUAACAAUUUUGGGGAGGUAACUUUGUGAACUUGCAAAUUAACUUAUAUUAUUACCUGUUUUUUUAUUAUUAGUGUUUAUUUCUUUGGAAAUUAUUAAUGUUUACACGAGCUGGGUUACUGCAAGUGAGAAAUAGUUUCUUGAGCAGUCAAUUUCAGACUCCAUCAUAUAAACAAACCUACAUGUUCAUCUGUAAAUAGUCCUUUUAUUUAGUGAUGUCAUUAUUCUUUUUGUAUUGGUAGUGCAUGGUGUUUUAAUGAUUUAGUCAAGACCUGAUGUCAAUACAAUCAUUUUCUAUCAGUUC
Messenger RNA from Strongylocentrotus purpuratus (purple sea urchin), 6501 nucleotides. Its product is annotated as transcription activator BRG1. Gene Ontology annotation, molecular function: ATP-dependent chromatin remodeler activity; transcription factor binding; histone binding. The coding region runs from base 126 to 6035 and encodes 1969 amino acids. Lineage: Eukaryota; Metazoa; Echinodermata; Echinoidea; Camarodonta; Strongylocentrotidae. The record is from RefSeq and is a predicted model, not a curated record. The transcript is spliced from 31 exons. Gene Ontology annotation, biological process: positive regulation of transcription by RNA polymerase II. Gene Ontology annotation, cellular component: nucleus.